This is a messenger RNA of Sinocyclocheilus grahami, 426 nucleotides long. Its product is annotated as low-density lipoprotein receptor-related protein 1B-like. The transcript is spliced from 3 exons. The annotation marks the transcript as partial. Gene Ontology annotation, biological process: canonical Wnt signaling pathway. The record is from RefSeq and is a predicted model, not a curated record. Gene Ontology annotation, cellular component: plasma membrane. Gene Ontology annotation, molecular function: Wnt-protein binding; Wnt receptor activity. Lineage: Eukaryota; Metazoa; Chordata; Actinopteri; Cypriniformes; Cyprinidae.
ACCAUUGACCACAUCAACAAAAGGAUCUACUGGGCUGACGAGAACCAUAUCUUGUUUUCGAACAUGGAUGGUACAAAAAGACACAAAGUUCCAGUCAAGGACAUAGGUGGCAUAACCGGUCUCACACUCUUUGAGGACUUCAUCUACUGGAGCGACCAGAAGUCAAAAACCCUCAGUCACUCGCACAAGACGUCCGGUGGCCAACAUACAGAACUCCUCAGCUCCUGGCAAACCAUUCGAGACAUUAAAGUCUACCAUCCACUCCGACAGCCUGAUGUGCCAAAGCAUCAGUGUCAAGUGACUAAUGGAGGGUGCAGUCACCUAUGCCUUCUUUCCCCUGGUGGGGGAUACAAGUGUGCUUGCCCUACACACUUCUACCUGGCAAACGACAACAAAACAUGUCUGUCUAACUGCACCGCCAGCCAG